CACUGACAGGACAGACAGGAAAUUUGAUGUUACUGAGGUUAUGUGGUUUUAAAAAAAUAUUUCAUUGCUUCUAUUUGUAAUUUGUCCCAUUUCAUUAUUUUUAACAUUACGAUUGAUAAAAUACCUAUAUACUUGUGUACUACUGAGCUCACUAUCUUCUAUUGUGCUAGGUAUCUAUCGUUAGUGAUUAAAUGGUGUAGAUUUGUCACAAUUUAAAAGUAAAUAUUUCGGUAACAAGUUUGUAUUGUACACCAUUGGUGUCUAACCAUGCAAACCGAAGAGAAACGUUCGAAACAAGCAGUCGAUUUGGCUUCUUUAGAGCCCAAUACAAGAGUUAAGCAGUUGGCGAACUAUGGUGCGAUGGUCGACGUAGACCCGAAUGUUCCACCGCGGAGGUAUUACAGAUCAGGUUUGGAGAUGGUCAGAAUGGCAAAUGUUUAUUUAACAGAAGGUAGUCUUGAAAAUGCUUACAUUCUGUAUAUCAAGUUCAUGACAUUAUUCCUGGAGAAGAUUCGCAAGCACCCUGAGUAUGCAGCAGUGCCACCCUCCGUGAAGGCUGUCAAUCAGGCUAAAUUGAAGGAAGUCAUGCCUAAAGCUGAAAAACUGAAACAAAAGCUUCUUGAUCAAUAUGCUAAGGAACAUGUUCUGUAUCAGGAAGAGGAAAAGAAGCGUGCAGCCGCAGAAGAAGAGAGAAAAAAGCAAGAGCGAGAAGAUGCAAAGCUGGCUGAACGCCUUCAAGCUGAUGAGAACAAAAAAGAUGCACACACAACUACACCACAUCUGCUGCAUGCUGAACAAUGGGCGGUGUCGCCGUCGGUACCGACGAUGGAUGGUGUGCGCUACCCAGAUGACUUCGCGAACGAGCCGCCGCGAGCGCCGUCGCAUCACUACCAGCCCGUGCCGCCGCUCAUCCCGCCCUCAAGACCGCAAGCUGGCAGUGCGAGCGUGGAGACGUUGUUCGGCGCGGCGCGGCUGCGCACGGUGGUGGUGCCGGCCGCGCUGCUGGCGCGCUUCCUGCGCCUCGCCGCCUCCAACACCGCGCGCAACGUCGAGACCUGCGGCAUCCUCGCCGGCAUACUGGAGCGCGACCAGCUAAAGAUAACACACGUGAUAGUGCCCAAGCAGACGGGCACGCCAGACUCGUGCAGCACCAACAACGAGGAGGAGAUCUUCCACUACCAAGACCAACAGAAUCUCAUCACUUUAGGGUGGAUCCAUACUCACCCGACACAGACGGCGUUCCUGUCGUCGGUGGACCUCCACACGCAGUGCUCCUACCAGCUCAUGAUGCCCGAAGCCAUCGCUAUCGUGUGCGCCCCCAAAUAUAACGAGACUGGUUAUUUCGCGUUGACGCCGGAUUAUGGGAUGCAGUUUAUCACUAACUGCAGGCUGACCGGUUUCCACCCACAUCCUGACGAUCCACCUCUGUUCCAUACGGUAACACAUAUAAAGGUGGACGACUCCGCGCCCGUCGAGAUCGUGGACCUCAGGAGAUGAAGUCAAUCACUUAACUAACAUGUUCACUCUGCCAUCAAAGCUUGCGUUCACUCGUAGAAUUACGUCAAUAACUUAUAUCUAGGGAAAUUACGCUUCAAGAGAAAAAAAAAAGAUAAAUUGUGACUAGUAUACUCGACUAAUUUCAACCUACACCCGGGACUCAUAACAAAAAAUGUGUCGUAUUAUCACUACCUAUUAACCAAAUCUACCGACUUAGGUUAUGAAGAUUGGUCGUUAGUUAGCUUUAUUAUAAAAUAUCUAACUAAUGUAUUACAUACAAAGUAUUAUUGGAAUAAUAAUAGUGGUUACCGUACUGUUAGCGUUGUAUUAAAUACGGAGUAUGUAAUAACUGUAUGUUGUAAUUGUUUAUAGGGUUGCCUAUCAUAGUUUGUUCUUUACUGGAAGAGUAAAGAAUAAAAUACAUGAAAUGUAAUAAUUUGCCAUUUUACCAUGUUCUCAUCUUUUAAACAUUUUGUCUGUUACACAAUCUAUUAACAUAGUUAAUUUUUAUUUUCAGUUUAGUCACGUAAGUAUUUGACGAGGAACUCGACUAGUUUCAAUACAUACUAGAGGCGCCAUGUCGUGUGAAUGCUGCUCAUAAAAUAAAUAUGAGCUUUUAGUAUGGUUUGAAACUGGUCGAGUUUCUCGUCAAAUAAUUACGUAAGUCGAAAAGCGUAAUAAUUAAUUUAGUAUGCCUCACGAAAGUUAUAAUAUUUACAUAAAGUUUUUACCGGAUCCCGCUUACGUAGAUACUUAUUCAGAUUAGUGGCUUUAUAAACACGAUGUUUACGGCAUAAAAGUGAACCGCUCUAUUAAAGUGGGAUAAAUAAAUAUUCCAUAUUUCAAAGCUAAGACUUGUGGCAUGUGUUCGUUUCGCAUAAUUUAGCCUUUUUGUAUGACAAGAGUGACAUGUAUGUGUUUCACUAUAAUCUCGUUAUUUGUUAUAUUUUCAUCACGCUUCGCUAGGUUAGUAACUUAGUAUAGAUAAGCACAGUGUGGACAUUAUUUACCUUAUAGGGCAAUGUGAUAUAGUUACUAUUACAAAAACUUCGUAGAUGCUUUAAAACUAUAAUUGUUAUGUAAAAUAUGAAUGUUUCUCGUUUAAGAUUUUAUUUACUCGUAAUUAUUUUGAAUAAUUACGUUUGUUGAAGCACAAGAGUAAUUUUAAUAUGUUUUUAUAUUUACGUAAUGUAUUGAAAUGUAUUACUUUGUUUAGUAGGUAUAUGUUAUGUGAGUGUUUGUUACUAAAUGUGCCUGCUUCGAUUGCACGGUUGUUCAAAUAUAAACUAGCUUUUCUGGUCAAUGAUUGAAUCGCUUCACUGUAGUGUUACGAAUUAGACUCUGGUUAGACUAGACAACUAUAAAACUAAUACGUACUGUAAGAAAUUAUAUAUACUACAAGUUAAAUACAUUUGUGCACUAUAGCAUAGUGCGAGAUGGUUAAAAAAGUAAAAUUCAGUGUUUUAAAUGCACUGGUUUCAAGUUUUGUGUUCAACAGUUCCAUAUAAGUAGAUAAAUAUCACAAAUAAAUUAUAAAUAAGAACAUAAUUUAUACUAACUAAAUACCAGCGACGCGAAUGAAUCGAAUUUUGCACAGUUUACGUUUUCCUUGUAUGAAAAUUAUUACUUUUAAAUGUAUGAGUAUAGAAAGGAGUUAAUAUCUAUAGGUAUUUUAAUAGCAUCGCGUCUUCGUGUAUGUUUCAAAGUACUUUAGCUUAGUAAAGCUGUAGAUUCUAUUGUUCUUUAUAAUUCUCAUGCAUUCAUACUAGUCUAACUUGAGCAUUUAUGAUAAACUAACACUAUUGCAUAUAUGUAUUGUGUGAUAUAUCAUACGCAGCCUGAAGACUGAAGCUUAAUGUUUAUAUAAAAUAGAUAUAAUUAUUUAUUAUAUAUCUCUUCAUAUAUUAACCAUCUUAAUUAUUAUGUUAUCGGCUUACUCACGUAACUGUUUGACGAGAAGCUUGACUAGUUUCAAACCAUGCUAGAGGCUUAUAUUCAUAUCAUGAGUAGCAGCGCGACAAUCGCCGAGUAGUGUGCCGCGAAAUGCUGCUCAUGAAUAUGAGCCUCUAGUAUGGCUUGAAACUAAUCGAGUUCCUCGUCAAACAGUUGCGAAAAUAAGCCGAUAGCAUAAUAAUUAAUUUAGUAUUUCGCACGAAAGUUAUAUUAAAAUAAAACAUCUUGUUUGAAAAUUCUCACAUCCAUAAAAAUAUUCGCUAUUUACUUUUAAUAUAUAAUCUCAAAUGUUUUAUUUUUGUGUACAAAUCGUUAUUUAAAUAAUUAUCUUGAAGGCUAUGAGACCUUUGAAAACAUUUUGACAGGUUACGAUAUGUGUAAAUAUGUAUGUGUGUAAGGAAAUAUAAAGUUUAUUUUAUUGUAACUGUGUACUGUGUGUAAUGGAACUCUGUUAUAUUUCAUGAGGUUAAUGAACUUGUGUACAAAUAAUAAUCGAACAAUUUUUCCUAAGUCAUUGCGUUUAUGUUGGUUGGUCACAGAUGAAAUUGACCGUCAGCCCGAUUCCCCAACAACUUUGUAAUUCCUAACCCCUAAAAGGCCGAUUACGCACUUGUAACGCCUUUGGUACUUCAAAUAUCCAUAGGCGGCGGCUAUUGCUUACCAUCAGGUGAUCCGUCUGCUCGUUUACCGGUUUAUACCAUCCAUAAGUCCGUCUGACAAUGAAGCUAAAGUGUCUAUGAAAUGGUCUUUAGCGUCAGAUGUUUAGCGCACUCCAUUAUUACAAUAAUCUAUGUACCUCUAAAAUGAAUACAAAGUUUUGUUACACACUGUACAUACUAAGUUAUGGCAUUUGUUUGUGUGAAUGCACCAUUGAUUGUAAUAUUAUUUCAGCACAUGUGUAAUAAGUGAUGUUGUUCGUGCCAUUUUGUGUGUUAAGUGUAUGUAUUGCAUAUUGCAGUUGGAUGUAUGCAAGCUUUGAAGAAUUAUAUGAUUAUAAUCUCAUAACUACUGUAGAACAAGGUGAAUAGAAUUCAAAUGGUGAAUAGAUAUAGAAAAGGGGUGAAUAGAUGUUGGAACAUUCACCAUUCUUCUGUAUUUACAUCUGUAUUUACAGAAGAAUGGUGAAUGAAUGUUCACCCCUUGAAUUCUAUUCACACCGUUUUACGGUAUAUGGUAUAAUGUUGGUAAAGUAGAAAGAUAUAGAAAAUGUUAUUAUUUGUACCAAUAAAUAUAAUCUUUGUGUAUAUUUAAACUCGGACUGACUUUAAUUAUAUUGUAGACUGAAUAUUGGUAUAAAUGAUUAUAAAUUUUCGUAUUAGAUAAUGUCUAUUGAUAGAAUGCAAGUAGGUUUAUAAAAUGCUAGUCGGAUUUGGACCGUUAGAUCCAGGUUCUUUAUUUAUUAUCAAUUAUCAAUAAGAAAACUGGUGAUAUUUAUUAAGUAAAGGUGAUGAUUAUUGACUACAUGCUCUAGUAUCAUUAUAAACUGGCUUUCUGCCUGCGGCUUCAAAUACGCUUUUUUAUGGUGUGUCACUAACAUAAACUUCCACACAUUAUUUUAGGGAAGUGGUGGGUUAGAAAAAGACAAAAAGUAGCUUAUGACACUCUCACUCUCAGUCCUCCAGUAAUAUAUUGUCUAAAUUCAUAUGAAAAAUUAUGUCAAACCCGCACGCAAAAAAGAACAGUCUGUUAGUAAGUGUUGAUUGUAUUAAUUGUACCUAUCGGUACUCAAGACAAUCCCAAACUCAACUUUAAUGAAUCUAAAUGCAUUCUAUCUAUAAACAUUAUUAAAUGGAAGUGUAUAUCAAUAUUAAAGAUCAAAAUACUAAAGCGAUGUUAGUAGAUAAAUGUGCAAUAACGUCAUGUAGUAAAUAAGAGCAGUCUUAUGUAUGUGUGAUUCAACUAACACGGACCAAUCUGAAUAAAAAGUUUAUUAAAUUCA
Molecule: messenger RNA, 5389 nt
Organism: Spodoptera frugiperda (fall armyworm)
Lineage: Eukaryota; Metazoa; Arthropoda; Insecta; Lepidoptera; Noctuidae
Product: STAM-binding protein-like A
Exons: 9
Coding region: 268-1497 (409 amino acids)
Biological process (GO): protein K63-linked deubiquitination
Cellular component (GO): membrane; endosome
Molecular function (GO): metal-dependent deubiquitinase activity; K63-linked deubiquitinase activity; protein binding
Source: RefSeq, a predicted model, not a curated record